This is a messenger RNA of Cylicostephanus goldi, 375 nucleotides long. Lineage: Eukaryota; Metazoa; Nematoda; Chromadorea; Rhabditida; Strongylidae. The record is from the annotation of a GenBank genome assembly.
UUUCGGCUGAUUACAUUCGUCUGGGGAGAUGAUUUGGACAAAAAGGAGAAUAUCAAUUACUUUAAAAAAGAACUAGGAGUUGAUGGUUUAAUUUAUGAUAGGAUCGGCGAAGAUGAGCGGCGAAGAAAUGUAUUUAUUGUUGAACGUGAACAAAAGCGAGCUCUCUUCAAGAUUAGUUCAGGGACUAAUACACCUCAGAGAACCAUAUCUCCUCUGGGGUCAAACAGCUCGCGAUCGUCUCUGGAUGAUGCUUCUUUGAUACACGACCAUGAACAUGAGGCUUUGAAAAAUUAUAAGGAGAUCCCUGAAAUCUCCAAUGACGUCGCUUUGAAUCGCAUCGAUGUCUCACCCAAAGUGCAGGUCACUCGCUCAUAG